Messenger RNA from Phaethon lepturus (White-tailed tropicbird), 1577 nucleotides. RefSeq names its product scavenger receptor class B, member 2 (gene SCARB2). The record is from RefSeq and is a predicted model, not a curated record. Gene Ontology annotation, molecular function: scavenger receptor activity. Gene Ontology annotation, cellular component: lysosome; membrane; cytoplasm. Lineage: Eukaryota; Metazoa; Chordata; Aves; Phaethontiformes; Phaethontidae. The transcript has 10 exons. Gene Ontology annotation, biological process: receptor-mediated endocytosis; protein targeting to lysosome. The annotation marks the transcript as partial.
AGAAUACAGGCCAAGAGUGCAUAUUCAGUUUUUGGACAACGGUACCAAAGUAUCUGCUCUGAAUCCAAAGACAUAUGUAUUUGACCCUCAGAAGUCGGUUGGAGACCCUGAAGUGGACCGGAUUAGAACGGUUAAUAUUCCUGCAGUGACUGCGAUGGAGUGGACCAGGUCAACCCCUCUUCAGUUUGCCACAGAGGUGCUGCUGCUGCUGUACCAAGAAUCCCUGUUUACAGUUCACACUGUUCAUGAAUUACUGUGGGGCUACAAAGACAGGCUCCUGUCAACCAUUCAUCUUUUGCGUCCUGAGAUCGAUCCAGUAUUUGGCUUCUUUAAUAAGAUGAAUGGAACCGAUGAUGGAGAAUAUGUUUUCUUAAGUGGGGAAACGAACUACCUUAACUUCACAAGGAUUGUGGAAUGGAAAGGAAAAGAGUCAUUGAGCUGGUGGACAACAGAGACAUGUAACAUGAUCAAUGGAACAGAUGGGACAUCCUUUCACCCACUGAUUAGCAAAGAUGAGAACAUUUAUAUCUUUUCUUCUGAUUUCUGCAGAUCUUUUUACCUGGUGUACGACAGCUCAGGAACUGUUUCAGGCAUCCCAACCUACCGCUAUGUGCCCUCUGCUAUGGUGUUUGCCAACACAACGGUUAACCCGGACAAUGCUGGAUUCUGCGUGCCGCCAGGAAACUGCCCUGGCACAGGUGUCCUCAACGUCAGCAUCUGCAAGCAAGGUGCUCCAAUAUUUCUAUCCGCUCCACAUUUUUACCAAGCAGAUAAAAAGUUUAUAGAAGACAUAGAGGGUAUGCACCCAAACAAGGAAUAUCAUGAGACGUUUCUGGACAUCAAUCCUCUGACGGGGCUUGUCCUGCAAGCAGCCAAGCGGAUGCAAAUCAAUGUUCACGUCAGAAAAUUGCCUGAAUUUUUUGAAACAGGCAACAUCCGAACGCUCCUUUUCCCAGUGAUGUAUAUAAAUGAGAGUGUUCUGAUUGAUGAAGUAUCUGCCAGCAAACUCAAGCACGUCCUGCUGGAAGCCAGUGUUGUAACUGGAAUCCCUUUUGUAAUUAUGGCUCUAGGAAUUGUUUUUGGGAUUGUUUUUAUUGUGCUUGUGUGCAGGUCCCGGGGAAUAAGUGAAGAAAGUACUGAAGAUGAAAGGUCCCCACUCAUCAGGACGUCUUAGUAGAUUUUCUUUUAAUAUGUGAGCUUGGAGAAUAAACUAUUAGAGCUGACCUAAUGCCAACUACCACUACCCAGCGUUGUCUACUGUGGAGGAACGAUCGUGUCAAGUAUAACUUUUUCUGGUGUAGAGGUGGAAGAGAAUCUGCACUGUCGUCAAGGGAGGAGACUUUUCUUACCAGCUAAGUUACAACUUUAAAACUACAAUUUAAAACUGCUCGAGAUCCUGCUUUUUUCAACCCUGCACUCUCUUUGUACCUGCACUGACAGCCAUAGACGAUCAUAACCACUGUAUCAGCGAAAAAAAUAUGGCCUAAUUCAUUACAGGAACGACACGGGUAAGAAUUGCAAACGGCCAUUGGAGUGUGGGCUGCGAAGUACCCUUCUGGAAGCAGAGCAGGCUCCUG